This is a messenger RNA of Drosophila willistoni, 2443 nucleotides long. RefSeq names its product myosin-G heavy chain. The transcript is spliced from 6 exons. Bases 856 to 2373 code for a protein of 505 amino acids. NCBI's taxonomy places the organism in Eukaryota, Metazoa, Arthropoda, Insecta, Diptera, Drosophilidae. The record is from RefSeq and is a predicted model, not a curated record.
CAAACAAAAAAACAACAGCAACAGCCGCAAACGCAACGGCAAAAACGCAGUUGAACCGCAAAUUUUUAACAGAAGACAAGCCGCAAAAGUCACGAAUCGGUCUAAAACGAAAGAUAUUGAAGUGAAAAAUCGGAAAAAUCAAACGAAUUUAUCAAUCAAUGUUAAAGUAAAUACGGGGGAAGAACUAGAACGAAAACGAAAAAAAAAGUUCUAAUAAGAAAGUAUAAGUGUUCGCCAUCUCGCUCUAGCUUGAUGUUUUUUUUAUCUCUUUUUUUGCCGUAGAGCUAAUGUGUUAGAAUUCAAGAAAAAAUAAUUUAUUUUGUACUUGGUUUUUUGUUGUUGUUUUUCUUUUUUUUUUUUUGUUGCGGAAAUUGAGUCUCACCGCAAAAACGUCCCUCAAUGUAUGUGUGUGUGAAUAUGUAUCUGUGUGUCUCAGUGUAUGUAAAGAAAUGGUAGAACCGAACAGAGCAGCAGCAGCAGCAGAAUAAGAAGAAGCGGCAGCAGCAACAGAGGUGGAAGAAGAAGAGCAAUAAGAGCAUUCGUAUGCAAGAAUUGUCGUCAUUUGAUUUUAUUCUAUUUGAACGUCCGGUUUAAAUUCAAUCAAGCGGUAAAACGUUCAUAAACUCUCUUCUCCUGUGUGUUUUUGUUUAUUUGUUUGUAACUGUGUGUGUGUGUGUGUCCCGUGCGUGUCCCUUGCGUUUUGUGUGCCGUUAUUUAGUAUCAUUUCGUGAGCACCGUGAGGUGUGUGUGUGUGUCGUGUGUUACGUGAUUAUUGCGCGAGUGCACAGGGCCGCGUGAGUGCAUUCAACUGUCUCUGUCUCUCUCUUUCUCUCUCGCGGUCACACUUACACUCACAUGCUGACCCUAACCCGACCGAGUCCAGCUUCAAUCGAGUCUCUGCAACAACAAAAUGCUUCAACUUUGAAUCUCAAGUUUGCAACACCGUUAACCGCAAUGCUGGCAUCCUCCUCUCCCACACCGUCAACCUCAUCGCCCACCCAAUCUCUAGUGGUGGAAGCCUGCGAUGAGCGAACCCGUCUCUUGAGUAGCGAAGACAUUACAUCGACAGCUGGUAAUGUUGCCGCAGCAAACGCUGUAUCCUCCGACGCCGCCGCUGCCGCAAAUGCCUCAUCACCAUCACCGCCCACAACGUUGCCACUUGUCCAUACCACAACGGCCACAGCAACAACAAUAACGCUGCAUCCGUCCCUUAAUAAUAACAAUAACAAUGCAACGGUCCAGUUGUUGGCCAAUCCAAGGACCAAUAGCAACAACAACAACGAUAUGGCAAAUUCAUCGACAACGGCACAGGAUAAUAACAUUGAUGCUGGCGAUGAUCUGUCCAGCGAUCUAAGUGAUAAAUUUCCACGCCCGCCCACAAAUCAAAAGAAGCCCAAACUCAGUAAAUUGGGCAACAAAAGUGUCGGUCUUAAACGUGUAUCCUUUGGCUCAUCCAAAGGUUCCAUGGUGGAGACUCUAGUAUUUGAGACGCCAACGCCACUAUCGGAGCAUGUGGAAUCGACAUUUGGAUUUGAUGCGGCGGCAGCGGAUGCCACCGCUGGUCAGCAGGCACAGCACCAGCAACAGCAGCAGCACUCAUCAUCAUCAUCUACGGCCUCACAUUUACCGCUAGUCAACAAUAGCAGCAGCAGCAGCUAUGGUGACUAUGCAAAAGUGAAUAUGGAUGACAGCGGCAUUGAGGUUCAAGAAGAAUCGGAACGUUCAAUUGUGCGCGUUUCCAUAUACCAAAGCAGUCAACCCCAACAAAUUUGUCCACCAACAGAAUAUUUGUUAACAAAUUUUGCAGAUAAUCUAGAUAAUUCGUUUAGUAGUAGCUACAAUUGUAACAUAGAUUUUACAACAAUGUCAACGGCAGCAAUGCAGCCGGCAGUGGGUCUUGGUGCUGCUUACGACCGACAGCAGAGUACUGAUUCUGGCUGGGAUAAUCCAUUUCGCCCUGGCGGUGAUCUGUCCAGAGAGGCCGAUGAAAUAGUCAACAUGAUACGUGGUGGUAAACCCAUCACACCCACAGAGGAUCGUACAAUAGGCAAUGGUAGCGCACAACAUGUUGAUGAUAAUUGCAAUGGAGGGCCAGCAGUCGGCGAGAGUGUAACCAAGACAAAUAUCUCGCAGAAUCAGGCAACAGCACAAAACGGUACAAAUUCCCACGGUAAUAGCAGUAAAGUGUCGGGAUCCACAGCAGAAGGUGGAGCUGGAGUGACAUCGUCAUCAGCCAAGGGUGCUGAGAGCAAUAAUGGAGUCACCUCGCUGGCUCAAGUCUCAAAGCAAGUGGUACCUGGACCAACUUCGGCUAGUCAUGUGGUUAUCGAUGAGAAGAAGAACAAGAAAAAGGGAUGCUGUGUGCUGCAAUAAUCGACAGAAGAGCUUGAGAAAUGGCGAAACAACAACAACUGGACUAAUCGAUGGGGUGGGCGGGGGUAGA